AGACUAGCGUUGGUAUGUUUAGGGUUAGGAUUAGGCAAUCAGGUAGCGAUUUCAACAAAAGGGGGUAAUAUUUUGGCAGGGGUCGAAAAUGGGCACAACACCGGUAUUUAGUAGCGAGUGCACAUGAGAUUUCAGAAGAGACUUGUCUUCUGAAAUGGUGCUCUGUCUCUUUAAGAACUAGUCUCCACACCUAUCGACUGAUGUGUGACGUACUAUUGUACUUAAUCGACCGCCUGCUAUAUUUUGUGCUCUUUACGGAGGUUAAUGCGUCUACUUCAAGUUUCGGUAACUUUUAUCACUAACUGGUGAAAACAAACUACUGUCGCAACUGUAGAUAGUCGUUUGACGAUUUAAAAUAGGGCGCGAGAUCAAAUGAGCGAGUUGGGGAAAGUUUGGGGACACACAGAAGCUUUCAAUUAUUAUUCAUCCAUUCAAAACACCCCUUCAGAAUGAUGAUGUGAACACAAUAAAUCUGCUUUCUUAACGGAUUAAAAAUCUGCCAAUGGUCUGGCGUUCAAGUCUAUGGAGCAAAGUUGAAAACGGGAUAAUUUGACUCAAGUUUGGAUCUUCCCUGACAUACUCACAGCCAUGGUGACUAAAGUAGGUUUGCGGCUUUCUGAAUGAACUCAUUGUGCAAUGGGGACUCGUAGAAACGGCUUCAGCAAACGAGAGACUUUCAUUCUCUCUGUUGAUGUGGGAACAACCUCCAUCAGGUGCCAUGUGUACGAUAAGAGCGCCAGUAUCAGGGGAUCCUGCUCCACGAAGGUGUCCCUACUUUAUCCUCAGCCUGGAUGGGUAGAGAUUGACCCUGAUGAUCUGUGGAAAGGGUUUGUGACUGUAGUCAAAGGAGCAGUUCAAGACUCAGGCUUACAGAUGUGCCAAAUGGAAAGUCUUGGUAUCUCAACUCAGAGGGCAACGUUCAUAACAUGGGACAGAAACACAGGAAAACCGUUUCAUAAUUUCAUCACCUGGCAGGACUUGAGGACAGUCGAGUUGGUGAGAUCAUGGAACAGGUCCUGCACUAUGAAGACUGUACGUGGAGUGACGAAGAUGCUGUACUUCCUCACCAGACAGAAGAGGUUCCUUGCAGCCAGCCUAGUAGUUUUUACCAGCCAGCAUGUGUCACUGCGUCUUGUCUGGGCCUUGAACAAUAUCCCUCAGUUGCGGCAAGCAGUUGAAGACGGCUCCUGUUAUUUUGGGACCAUAGACACCUGGCUGCUGUACAAACUGACUAAAGGCUUGGUUCAUGCUACUGAUUACUCUAAUGCCAGUGCAACCGCAAUAUUUGAUUCCUAUCAGAUGUGCUGGAGUGGAUUUGUUUGCUCACUCCUCUCUAUACCUCUGUCCAUCCUCCCCAGUGUGCAGAACACCAGUCAUAAAUUUGGCACAUGUGAUCCAUCCAUAUUCGGGGUGCCCAUCCCAAUCAUGUCUGUUAUGGCAGACCAACAAGCAGCCAUGUUUGGAGAAUGCUGUUUUGACAUUGGUGAUGUGAAAAUUACUAUGGGCACAGGCACCUUCAUGGACAUCAAUACAGGAAACAAACCACACACGUCUGUAGCUGGCCUUUAUCCGCUGGUGGGCUGGAAGAUCGGUGAUGAUGUUGUGUAUCUGGCCGAAGGUAAUGCUGCUGGAACAGGUGCUGCCAUUAAAUGGGCCCAGGAUCUAGAGCUCUUUUCUGAUGUGAAGGAGACUGAGGCUAUAGCCACUAGUGUGGAAGACUCAGACGGAGUGUAUUUUGUGCCUUCUUUCAGUGGCUUACAGGCCCCUCUGAAUGAUCCUAAAGCUUGUGCCUCUUUCAUGGGCUUAAAACCUUCCACAACCAAGAGGCAUCUUGUUCGAGCCAUUCUGGAGUCUAUAGCGUUCAGGAACAAGCAGCUCUUUGAAGUUAUGCUUGGAGAAACCCGUAUUCCUAUCACUAAAAUCAGGGCAGAUGGAGGUGUUUGCACCAAUAAUUUCAUCAUGCAACUCACAGCUGAUCUGUUGGGGCGUAAGAUAGAACGUCCAAGCCACUUUGACAUGUCCUGCCUCGGAGCUGCGUUUGUUGCAGGACUAGGAACAGGCUACUGGAGGAACCAAGAAGAGCUGAAGAAGCUUUUGACCACAGACCAACAUUUCCUUCCCCGAAGGAGUAAAGCAGAUUGGGACAAGGGCGGCCUAUACAGAGGUGUACUGCAGAGCUGGGAGAGGGCUCUUCAGCGCUCAAUGCACUGGUACAGCCAGCCCUGAUUUACCAGAAUACAAGUUUCUUCUGUAAACUCUUCAUGUGAACAGGUUUAGGGCAGUCACUGAGAAAAACACUUGAACAGAAUGAUUUCCAAUCUGGAUUUGGAAACCUGCAUAUCAAAGGUUAGUUACAGUUUUGCCAAAUCAUGGGGGAUUUUACAGAUUUACAACAUGUUUGUGUAAAUCCAGAUCACCCAGUUGUGAAUCCAGUGGUAUUAUGAUGAUGAAGCGGCAGGAUGCAGCACAAUUCUUACUAGUAGUAUUAUGAUUUUGCCAAUUAAUUAGUCAUUAGGCACUAAAAUCAAUCACAGCCUUAAUCCAACUACUGUUUUUUUUUGUUUUUUUAUAUAUAUAAACAAAUUAAUUUAUUUAAAUCGCUAAGUGCCUUAAUGAGGUGCUUUUGUACAAGAGAUCCUCAGUGAGGUGCCUCGGUUACUCAUCUCCCAAAGGAUGACAUCUCACCCUAGAUGAGUAUUGUAAUUAUAUGUAAUUUGUGUUGUUUACGUAGAUGGGAGUAAGUGAAACUUACUGCUCUUUAUUUUUAUCAUACACUUUAUCAUGUUUUGAGUUAACACAUAGUGCAUCCAUUUUAGUGUAUGGUAAUUUGUACAAGCAUUCAUUAAUGCGGUUGUACUUCAUGUAAUUUUUGUUAAUAUUUGUUAAUUGCAUAUAUAGUCUUGGUGUUAUGUAGGUUAUUUUUUAAUCAAAUGUACCUCAUAAUACAAAGAGAAUGCUGCAAACAUGGAAAACUUGUUACCUGAUGGACUAUAUUUGGACUAUAAUCUUUAAGCAUCCAACCUGCUAUACUUGUUUGUAUACAAUCUGUGUCACAGAUUGUUUCUUCAUACCAUCAACGGUGGCUAAUAAUACCAUACAUUCAACUGUAGUAAAAAUGAGUAACUGUGAAACUGUAUAAUUUCCUAGGCUUUUAUCAGGAUCUUGAAGAAAGAAUAAACAGAAUAUUUGUAAAGAUAAAUGUAUUAAUAUAUUGUCAAAGAACUCGUUGUGCCAUGUUUCAUGUCAGUAUGUGAAAUUAGUUGUUUUAAUAAAUUUUCAUUAUGCCA
Onychostoma macrolepis is the source of this 3287-nucleotide messenger RNA. It is a transcript of the gene gk5, whose product is annotated as glycerol kinase 5. Lineage: Eukaryota; Metazoa; Chordata; Actinopteri; Cypriniformes; Cyprinidae. Gene Ontology annotation, cellular component: mitochondrion. Gene Ontology annotation, molecular function: glycerol kinase activity. The coding region runs from base 637 to 2226 and encodes 529 amino acids. The record is from RefSeq and is a predicted model, not a curated record. The transcript is spliced from 16 exons. Gene Ontology annotation, biological process: glycerol metabolic process; triglyceride metabolic process; glycerol-3-phosphate biosynthetic process.